AUGAUUCAUUCUUUUGUUGGGAAGAUCCAAAAGGGUAUUUCACACUUUGUACACAAAAGACACGGUUUGAAUGCAGAGUUGGAUGCAGAAGAUGUUAGGGAAGGAUAUUUUGCUGUAGUUGCAGUGAAGAAUGGAGAAAUAAAAAAGUUUAUCAUUGGAUUGGAGUACUUGAGUGAUCCUGAAUUUUUGGAACUACUAGAUCAAGCUCGGGAAGAGUAUGGUUUCAUACAGAGAGGAGCUAUUGCUGUCCCUUGUCGACCUCAACAAUUGCAGACCAUAUUAGAUGGUCAGAGAUGA
Vicia faba (fava bean) is the source of this 297-nucleotide messenger RNA. The record is from the annotation of a GenBank genome assembly. NCBI's taxonomy places the organism in Eukaryota, Viridiplantae, Streptophyta, Magnoliopsida, Fabales, Fabaceae.